UUUUCAAAAUUACACACUGCUUCGGUUGGACGAAUGUCAGUGCAACAGUUAUACGUAUACCGUAGAUUGUGAAAAGAACAUUGUUAUUUUAAGUGCGCGCUUAUCUUAUUAAAUUAAAAAGCAAAACUAAAAAAUAAAACGUAUUAUUUAAAAUAAAUAUAUACAAAUAUAAAUAAUCUAAUCAAAAUGGUUCGUCAGCUAAAACAACAACAAAUAAUUUUGCGGUUUCUUUUAAUACUUUCCACACUUGUAGCAGCAACGCACUCUUUCGAGGUUGAAAGUUUAGAGCAUGUUGAAAAAUUUAAACCCAGUAUUUUCAUUGAAAAAUUGGCGCCAGAACAGGCAAACCAAAUAUUUCGUAGCCCUGUAGAGGUGGCUACAAACCAUACUGGAUUACAUAUCAUGUGGCGGAAAUUUGUGGUACGUGUUACUUCGGAAAUGCAUUCGUCGGCAUUGUCAAAAAGUUUUGGCAUAACAAAUAUGCCGAGUGGAGAGGAUAUGUCUCCCAUUAUUACGGAGCGAAUAAGAUUAAUGAAUAUUGCCGCAGAAGUUGAAUUCGAGAAUCGUAUCAUUAAUGGUGUACUUACCUUCAUGAAGAUAUUAUUGGCUUUGGAUAUUCUGAUACUUGUUGGAGUGCUUGGAAUGCUUAUCAGUGGUUUUGAUAAAACUAAGGCGUCUGCCAAAGAUGAAGUGGUUAAAGUGUAGAAGAUAAUUUUAACUAAUAUUUUAAUAAACUA
Messenger RNA from Rhagoletis pomonella (apple maggot), 737 nucleotides. RefSeq lists its product as uncharacterized. The coding region runs from base 187 to 705 and encodes 172 amino acids. Lineage: Eukaryota; Metazoa; Arthropoda; Insecta; Diptera; Tephritidae. The record is from RefSeq and is a predicted model, not a curated record. The transcript is spliced from 4 exons.